This is a messenger RNA of Maudiozyma saulgeensis, 2022 nucleotides long. Lineage: Eukaryota; Fungi; Ascomycota; Saccharomycetes; Saccharomycetales; Saccharomycetaceae. The record is from the annotation of a GenBank genome assembly.
AUGUUUCCUAGAAGUGAUAGUGAGGACAAUGGUAACUACGAUGACUUUAUGUACUCUGAUGAUGAUGCCAUGAGUAGUGGAGAUGAUAUGGAAUUUGAGAGCGACAACGAUAAUAAUAGUAGUAGUAAUAACAAUAAUGGUGGAAAUGUUCCUCAAGAGAACGCCGAUGAAAUACCGUUGGAUCGUCGUUAUGACGAAUUAAUGGAAGUCGUUGAUGAAUUGUUUGAAGUACAUAAUUUUGCUUUAGCCCGUGAAAAAUUGGCAGAGUUUCCAAGCAAUGAAGCGUUUUCUUCUAAAACAGUCUUUAAAGUACACCUCAAGGAACUUGAAUCAUGGGUUCAAGAACUUAAAUUUUGUACAACAUAUCCUUCUGCAAAGGAUGUAGCUCUUACAAUGAUAGAGAGUAUGUCUAUAUUUACUUAUUCCGAAGAUUUAAUUGAGGAUAAUGAAGUUCUUGGUAUCGUUAAGCUUGUGGAUGAUUUAAUAAUUGGCAAAGAAUUUUCAUCAAAAUGUGGUUUAUUGUUUAAUUUAACAGAAGAGAGAAAGGCUAUUUUAUUGAAAUCAAUUGAAUUUUAUAGAAGUUUAUUAUCUGAAUUGGAAGGUGUGUUAAAUUUUGAAUUCACCCCAAGUUGGAUUGGUCGUAUAGUUUUCUUAUACAAAUAUAAAAUUCAUUAUUUAACUAUAGUUGAUGCUAUAGUUAAGGAUAAAGAAGUUCCACAAACCACUAUGAAAUCUUUGCAAACGAUGUUAGAUCACACUACCAAUUUAUUAUCUGUUAAUGGAUCGGGUCUUGAUCCCAAGUUAUUAGUAGAUUUAUUAAGAAUUAAAACGGAAGCUAUUAUUUAUCAAUUUAUUCGUCAUGGUGGAUCACCAUCUAGCGAAUAUCGUGAAGGUGUUGAAAACAAUGUUAUGAAAUUAGAUGAUCUUAUUUAUGGAUCUUCAACAUUGAAACAUGACCCAAAGCUCAUUGUAAUCUCUAAAACAGGUUGCGGGAUACAUUACAUGCCAAGGAGUAUACUUGAUGAUGUAGAAUCAACUGGAUAUGGUCCAGGAAGCAGUAGAUUGGAUACUUUCCUGGAAAGAAUGAAAGAUACUAAGAAGAUGUUCAUAGAAGCAUUAACAAAAUUUGAAGAAAUUGGAUAUGGUAGAUCUUCAUCAUCUGAUUUACAAACUUAUCAUAAAUUAUUAGUUGGAUUUAUUGUCUUAUCGAGUAUGGUACAACUGAAAACAAAUAAACUUGAUUUUAAUGUGAAGGUAGGUAAAAUCCCAGUUGUUGAUCCUUUCACAUUUGAAGAAAUUCGUAUUAUUGAAGAUACUCCAUUUGUACAAUUAUUGAAAAAAAUAAAUCAAGAUUGGCUUAAAUGUGAUGUUGCUGCAUUAUAUGACGAUUUUAACCAAUUUGGUCAAUUAAAGAUAACAUUAGGCUAUUUCCUUGAAAAAAUUUUAAUUUUGACUCAAUCUAUGAAAUUAUGGACACAAAUUGCACCAAAUUAUAAUUGUCUAUCUGUUAAAGAUAUUUGUAAACAAUUAACAUAUGAUAAAGAAAAACCAAUGACAAGAGAUGGACUAUUAACUUUGUUAAUGACCUCUAUAAUGAGGGGUAAUGCUGAUGUUUACUACAAGAUUGAUUUUAUUGAUGAUGUAGUAUAUUUUGGUGAUGAAUAUAAAGUCCCUUUAACUCUAAGUUCACAUCAUCAGCCAUCGUUAAAGGGUAAAGAUGAACUAACAAGUUAUGAAUUUGCAAAUGACGUAGGUGUAAGAUCAGUUGAAUCCAUCCAUUUUGAUCUAGACGUCCGUGGUGCAUAUUUCUUUGAUCAAUUGAAACAAGCUCGUAUUGAACAUACUCAUGUACCUUCCCCAGUCAAGACAGAAUUAGCCAAUACAGAUAUUGCAAAAGAUGGAUCACAACCAACAGCCAAGGAACAACAGGCCAAGCUGCACGAAAAAUAUAUGCAAUUAGUCGGCAUGGCAGAGAAAAACAUCGACAAACUUGAAAGAAAACAACGGGACAACGAACGAUAG